Molecule: messenger RNA, 1251 nt
Organism: Tribolium castaneum (red flour beetle)
Lineage: Eukaryota; Metazoa; Arthropoda; Insecta; Coleoptera; Tenebrionidae
Product: putative inositol monophosphatase 3
Exons: 4
Coding region: 209-1180 (323 amino acids)
Biological process (GO): phosphatidylinositol phosphate biosynthetic process
Cellular component (GO): endomembrane system
Molecular function (GO): 3'-nucleotidase activity
Source: RefSeq, a predicted model, not a curated record
CUAUGCCCUAUCCUUGAAAAUGACGUUUAGCGUUUGGUGAUUUUGUGACUAACUUCACCAUUAUUGUGGUUGAAGGUUUUUUUGAUUAUUUGUAAGGUGCAAAAAUGCGAUGACGUUUGUUUCUAAAUAGUCUUAAGAUAAUUGUUAUUCAACUUAAAUAAGUACAAAAAGCGAAUGAUGUAGAUAGAGACUCAUCGGCUGCAUAACAAUGAAUCUUGGGGGUGUUAUCCGACUAAACAAGACAGGGCUGUGUGUAAUAUCGGGAGCUGUGCUGAUAUUGUUUAUUUACGUGUUUACUACAAGUUCAAAUAAUGAUCCUCCAAGCGUUAAGAUAAAUUUAAAGCAGCUCUUGGAGGUAGCAAUUAAGGCAGCGGAAAAUGGGGGCAAAGAAGUGGUUGCGAACAAGGACAAUUUACAAGUAAAAAGCAAAGGGUUGACGAAAGAAGGAAUGCAAGAUAGGGUCACCACUGCAGAUUAUUCGUCACACUGUGCUAUUAUGAAAACUUUGAAACAUGCAUAUCCCACCCUGCAUAUAAUUUCAGAGGAGAAAAAGGUCCAGUGUGACGACAGAGAAAUCGAUUACUUGGGACAUGUAACCAUUCCUAAGAGCUUAGAUGACCAUUUGGAAGAAAUUAGGGAUAUUUCUGUAUGGAUUGAUCCACUAGAUGCAACUUAUGAAUACACUGGAAAAUUGUACAAGUAUGUGACUACAAUGGUUUGCGUUGCUGUAAAAGAAGAACCUGUUAUUGGUGUCAUUCACAAACCUUUUAACACUGAAUCUCACACAUUUUGGGCAUGGGUUGGCAAAGCAAAAUCUUCAAACUUAAAAUAUGCGAGGAGCAAGAGUGAAAAUAUAAAGAUUAUAAUCUCAAUGUCGCACAGCGGUGAAAUAAAGAAAGUUUUGAGUGAAAAAAUGAAAAAUGUGGACAUAAUUGAAGCCGCCGGUGCUGGCUAUAAAGCUUUGGAAGUUGCCUUGGGCAAUGUGGACGCUUAUUUGCACACAACUGCCAUCAAGAAGUGGGAUAUUUGUGCAGGAAACGCUAUAAUAAAGGCAGUGGGAGGUAAAAUGACAACGAAAUUUAACGAAUUAAUUGAUUAUAAAGAUGAUACCAGUGUUAAGAAUGAGAAGGGUUUAGUAGUCACUAUAACCAACCAUGACAUGUUCAUUGGAAAAUUUUAAUUGUACAUAAGUCUUGAAUUUGUUUUAAAGAGUUUUGUUACGUGUGAUUAAAAAGUAAAUUUUGUAAGGCG